Molecule: messenger RNA, 7239 nt
Organism: Dama dama (fallow deer)
Lineage: Eukaryota; Metazoa; Chordata; Mammalia; Artiodactyla; Cervidae
Gene: EPM2AIP1
Product: EPM2A interacting protein 1
Exons: 2
Coding region: 141-1967 (608 amino acids)
Biological process (GO): positive regulation of glycogen biosynthetic process; positive regulation of glycogen (starch) synthase activity; response to insulin
Source: RefSeq, a predicted model, not a curated record
ACGGGUGCCCCAGGUUGGUGUCCGCGGCUGGGGUGAUCUGGCGCAGAUCGGAGGAGGCGCUUGGGGCCCAUCUUCUGCUCCUCCCUCCCCGUUGCUUGCGGCCUCCCAGAGGUCGGCCCAUCUCCUGUGGCCUCCGUGAAAUGUGGAUGACGCCCAAGAGGAGCAAAAUGGAAAUCGACGAGUCUCGGGCCUUCCGGGCCGAGUGGACCCAGCGGUACCUGGUGGUGGAGCCUCCGGAGGGCGAGGGCGCCUUGUGCCUGGUCUGUCGCCGCCUGGUCGCAGCUACCGGCGAGUCCGACGUCAAGCAGCACUACGAGGCCGAGCACGAGUACUACGAGCGGUAUGUAACGGAGGACGAGCGCGCGGCGCUGGUGGAGCGUCUGCGUCGGGGCGACUUGCCGGAGGCCGCCCCGCUCACUCCGGAGCAGAGAAUAGCUCGUGCAGGCCUGGGACUCGCCCGCCUCUUGGCCUUGAAGGGUUGCGGCUGGGGCGAGGGGGACUUUGUGCACCGGUGCAUGGCGGUGAUGCUGAGAGACGUGCUGCCCGAUCACGUAGGCAUUAUGGAUGGCAUCGAUUUAUCUCCAGAGACCACGCGGCAGAGAGUCCUGGACAUUCACCAGAAUCUACGCAGUCAACUUUUUAACCGAGCCAAGGACUUCAGAGCCUAUUCCCUUGCCUUGGACGACCAGGCUUUUGUGGCCUAUGAGAACUACCUGCUGGUCUUUGUCCGCGGCGUCGGCCACAAUUUGGAGGUACACGAAGAGCUUCUGACCAUAAUCAACCUGACUCAUCACUUCAGUGUUGGCGCCCUUAUGGCGGCAAUCCUUGAGGCCCUGCAGACGGCCGGGCUUAGCCUGCAGCGCAUGGUUGGACUGACCACGACCCACACUCUGAGGAUGAUUGGUGAGAACUCAGGACUGGUGUCAUACAUGAGAGAAAAGGCUGUAAGCCCCAACUGUUGGAAUGUGAUCCACUAUUCGGGAUUUCUUCACUUGGAACUGUUGAGCUCCUACGAUGUGGAUGUUAAUCAGAUCAUAAAUGCCGUAUCUGAAUGGAUAGUUUUGAUUAAGACCAGAGGCGUGAGGCGGCCGGAAUUUCAGGCUUUACUGACUGAAUCUGAAUCAGAGCACGGUGAAAGGGUUAACGGACGCUGUCUGAACAACUGGCUUAGGAAAGGGAAGACUUUGAAACUAAUAUUUUCCUUAAGAAAAGAGAUAGAAACAUUCUUGGUCUCGAUAGGAGCCACGACGGUCCAUUUCACAGACAAAGAAUGGCUCUGUGACUUCGGCUUCCUGGUGGAUAUUAUGGACCACCUUCGAGAAAUUAGCGAACUAUUGAGAGUGAACAGAGUCUUUGCUGCCGCUGCCUUUGACCAUAUCUGUGCCUUUGAAGUGAAGCUGAAUUUACUUCAGAGACAAGUCGAGGAAAAAAAUCUGACCAACUUUGCUGCCUUGAGCCAAGUGGUUGAUGAGCUUAAAGAGAAUCUUCAAGAAGACGAAAAAGUACUCGAUCUUGAGAGGUAUCGAGGGGUGAUCUGUCGCCUACAGAAAGAGUUUGAAAGACAUUUCAAGGACCUCAAGUUCAUUAAAAAGGACUUAGAGCUUUUUGCUAAUCCAUUUAGCUUUAAACCUGAAUAUGCACCUAUUUCAGUAAGGGUGGAACUUACAAAACUUCAGGCAAAUGCUAACCUUUGGGAGGAAUACAGAACCAAAGAUUUAGGGCAGUUCUAUGCUGGGCUGCCUGCUGAAUCUUUCCCGAUUAUCAAAGGGGUUGCCUGUAAGGUGGCAUCCUUGUUUGAUAGCAGCAAAAUCUGUGAAAAGGCUUUUUCAUAUUUGACUCGAAACCAACACACUUUGAGCCAGCCUUUGACAGACGAACACCUCCACGCCCUGUUUCGGAUUGCCACCACUGAAAUAGAGCCACGCUGGGAUGAUCUUGUGAGAGGAAGAAAUGAAACCAAUCCAUAAACUCUUAAGUACAACAUUGAAACACUCAACAAGAAUCCAAUGCUAAAAGCAAACAUUUAUUUGAUUUUCAAGUUUGCUAAUUUGGAUUGUGGGAAGGCACCAUCUUCUUCCAUCAAAAUUGAUCACAGUUGAUACUCUAUAGACAGAUUUUUUUUUUUUUUUUUUUUUUUUCCCAUCUCAAGAAGCAGCACGGGACUGACAUCUGCAGACGCCUUUUUUUUUUUUCUAAAGCUGAAUUUCCUGGCAAAGUCAUUAUCUUUUGCUUUUAUAAUUGUUUUUAAAGAAGUUUAGUACUAAUAAUGUGAGUUGAAUCAGAAGUCUGUUUUUAAGGUGUUUCGAAGAAACUUUUGCUCUUAUUUUAACCAAAAAGGUGUUAAAAUUCUGAUGCGUAUAGUCUGAAAGUAUCAACUCCUAAAAUAUAUGUUUGAGCCAGUUUGCAGAAACUCACAUAGCAACUGCAGAAGCUUCUUCAAAGGAGGAGGUGUUUUGUCUAAUUAUCAAAAUGUUUUUGACUAUUUUUUUUUAGAGAUGUUUCUGAGUCUAAAUAUAUUUACUUACUUUAGACCUAUUUCCUCUCUCUCACCUUCCCCUGCCCCAUGGUAGCGAUAAUGAUAUUAGGAAAUUUUACUCAAUUUGAGUAAAAUUUUAGUCAGAGGAGCAAGAAUUGUUUUAAAUUGCUAGUUUAAGAGGCUUUUACAGUUUGAAGAUCAGACUAACCAAUUUUUGGCAGUUUCCCCUGAAUGCUUCACAGUUGGGUGCCGUUUUUAUGAGCUUGCCUGUUAGAAGACUAUGGUAAGUAUAGACUCUUAGGGGCUGCCCACUAGUCAUUCUUUGUUUACUCUAGACAGUUUGGCCCUGUCAAAAAGGAUGAGAAAGAGAAAAUGUUUGCAUCGCAGGAUCAGGAGGUGUGAGCUAUUUUAGCUUAUUUGUCCCAUCACCCUGGGUGCUAGGGCUUUAUAGAGAAAUCCUGCUAAAAGGCAAUCCUUUAUUUUAAUGUGAUGUAUCAAAUGUUGUUUGUGACUUUAAAUGGAUUUAUUAUCAACUUGCCAUUGUCCCACACAUUGUGUAUUUAAGACUGCACAAGGGGAAAUAUUUUAACUCUGCAGAAGCAGCUUUAUUUACUGAUUGUAGCAGUUCCAUAUUUUUUAGUGAGACACCUGCUUUGGACUAAAACAGUAAUUUUCAAAUUUAUGUUAACCAUUAAAAAAUCUUACAGUAAAGCCAAAUAUGUGAAAUGAUUUAAGGACAGGACCCAACUUAGAGAUCCGCUCAAGUACAAUUUGAAAACUUGUGCUCAAGUCCUGUCUUAACUCUUGGAAUGCAUUUCUCUAUGGUCACUAAUUCAGCAAAUUCAAGGAACCAGAAUAAACAAGAAUUUAGAAGGAACGUGAAGCCUGAGCAAUCAAAAUAGAACCAAAAUCUUGCCAGUGGUUCUCAAUCAGACAGUAUCUCCUCCUUUAAAAUGUAGGGAGAUGAAGGAGACUUUUUAAUUGUGACAUUCAUUAGGAGGAAGUUCUGCUGGCGUGUAAGCAUGAAUGACACCCUCCCCUUGUGGUGCCUAGGAUAGCACAGCACAGUCAAAAUUCCUGCCAAAGUUCCAGCAGACCCCCCUCCACCCGAGCACAUCAUCUGAUUUUGAGGGAGAAGGCAAAUUACCGGUAGAAGCAGAAUUAGAAGGGCAAGUUAGGCUAAUUGAUAACAUUUGAUGGUGGAAACUAAUUCCAGCAUUCCAGAUUUGGCUGGUAAGAUACAGUCAAGGCCCUGAUAGGUUCUGGUAGCUCAGAAGAGCAUUUAUAAGUCAGUAGUUGGCACUGAGCCAGAUUAAAGGGCUCUGCUCUAUUACACUUAAUUACACAUAUGUUUUAUUACACACAAUUAGUUUAGGGCAGAAAAGAAAGUGUUCUAUAUUACUAAGAUACUUAGCGAGAAUGGUCAAGUUAAGAUUUGGGUUAACAGGGAGUAAGCUUAAACAUCUGGAGAAACAGCAGAUUAGAAAACCAAAAAAGAACAAAAACAUCUGCCGGUAAUUUUCCAGUAGUUUGGAGUAUUCACUUUCAUGGCAGGUGCCUUAAUUGAAAGGAUAAUGGGAAGACCUGUAAGCUGCUUCUGCUUUCUAACUCCAGUUCCUCAAAUACUGAAGUUUUGUACAUUUUGUGAAGUUCCAUUAUAUGUUUUGCUUAGGGUGAUCAUAAAAUUAGUUCUGUAGUCACUGACUGUGGGGGAGGUAUAAGCCCAGAAUUUUAAAUUAACCCUGAACAGUAGAGAAUUUGCUAUGUAAAUUAGCCUUGUUUGUAAAAAGAAGUGUGUAUUUUGCUGUUUUCUGUACUAAGUAAUUCUGUAACUGCAUGGCAGUCUUUACAAGUUACUUUUUAUAAAAUAGCUGUUACUGGUCCUGUCAUAUCAGUGAAUAUAGUUAAAGUAAGUACUAUUUUUUUUUAAAAAACUCUUGUCCCAGUAUCUCCCAUUCCUACUAGUUUUCUUCAAAGAUUUGUCUGUAUUCCUCCCUCCCAUACUGUGCUCUGAUCACUCUUCCAAGUUUCCCAAGUCCUUGUCAAUAUGCCUACCCUCUUCCCACCCCUGACUGCCCUCCUUGAAAUGCUUGCUUAGUUUGACUUUUGGGAGAGGCUAUCUCCAAGUACGCGUUCUCCAUCUUCUUUGCAGGCACCUCUUUCCCUUAAACAUCUGUGUCCUUGGGAUUUUUUUAAUUUGGUUUUACGCUAUCUUGUUUACAUCAUCUCCUUAGCUGACUUUUUUUUCCUUUCAUCCCUUCAGUUACCAACUGUAUGCAAAUGACUCCAACUUCAUGUCUCCUUUCUUGACCUUCCCUGAUUCCCAUAUCUAAUUGCUAACUCAAGUCCACUUUGCAUAGGCAUCACACAUGUCCUUGACCUUGUCCCCCAAACGUGCUCCUCUCCUGGUCCCUUUCUCUGUAAAUGGCACCACCACUGCCAGCCAUUCAGUUGGCACAGCCUGAGCCCCAAACUCAGGUCUCCAUGACCUUUCCCUCUUCAUCCAUCACAUCCACUCACACACGCCUUUCUGUGAAGUCUGCUGCCUACACAUUCCUCAGUUCUCCAGUGUACUCUGAUUCAGGCCGUCAGCCUACCUAAAUCACAGCAGUGGCCCCCUCCGUCUCCCUUUGUCUGGUUGUGAUCACUUGUCACGCUGCAGCCAGAUUACUCCAGAAGUCUGGUCCCAUCACUCCUUGCUUCACCCACUGCUCUUAGGAAAAGGUGCGGUUUAUGUGCCACUUCCUCCAGGAAGCCUUCAUCCAUUCCCUCUAGGCUAAGUGCCCCCACGAUGCCUCCCUAAAUACCCUGUUUCUCGCCAGCCAUAUACUUAGCACACUGCAUCGAUCCUUCCUGUUGAUCCGUGCUACGCUGUGAGCUUUGCAAGCCUGGAGACCAUGUAUAUGCCUGCUCACUGCUACAUCUAAUGCUUAGCACAGUGCCUAGCUUUUCAGUAAAUAUUUGGAUGAGUAAAUAUUUGUUCUACUCUUCCCAGCCCUUUCAUAGUCUUUGAUCUUCUCUAGUUCUGCCUUGACCUGCUUGCUGGGUAACUUAUCCACCAAUUGCCAAGUAAGAAAUGAAACUAAGUUCCUUCUGACUAGGGAAUUGUAUUCCUAGAAUUGAGUUCAGUGCUUGGCAUGUGGCUCAAAUAUUUACCAUGUGACUGUUGUUGAGGAAACACUGCAGUUGGCCCUUGUAAACAUGAAGUAGUAAAAUGAAGUGUCCUCAUAGAAUCCACCGUGUGGUACUGUCUUUACCUCCUUGAUAAUAGAAGUCUUCAUUUUUUCUUUCUUUCUAAUUUCUAAAGGCAGGCUUACAAAGGAACCUGGAUGAGAAAGAUUGGACAACCAUGUAGUGGACUAAAACAAUACUUCAGUUACAUUCGGUACCAGAAAAAGAUAAAAAAACUGCUUAAGAGUUAAUCCCUAUUUUCCUUCUGUAAGCAUCAACUCUGGGAGAAAACCACCUGCUCUUUUCCUUUACAGAUGGUUUCUGGCUCUUCUGGGAUUUUAAAGUAAGUAAAUUUCACAAAACACGAGAAGAAGGACCCAGUCAGCCCUUCUGAUCACUAGAUACUCGGUUCACAUGCUUUCCUACUUGCAGAAUGUCAUCACUCAUCACCUCCCCAAGGAAGAUUCUCUCCAGGGAAUUCUUCCAUUACCCUGCAGAAAUGACUUCUUCUGUUCUCCGACAGCAACUUCCAGAAUGCCUGCCAACUAAGUCAGUGUUCAGUACUCUAGGUUUUUGAAAACAGAAACUCUUUCUGUCUCAAUGAGCUAGGUUGCCAUGCGGUAACAACCACAAGAUCCCAGCUUUUCUUUGGUAGUCUGGCGAGGGCCUCUGCUCUAAGUCGGGGGUUGAAGGCCAUGGGCAAGGUGUGUCCUACUGCCCGUUUCCCUAAAAGUUUUAUUGGGAGACAGCCUUGCCCAUUUGUUUCUGCCUUAUCUAUGACUGCUUUUCUGCUACCCUGGCAGAGUUGUGGGGUUAGAGAAGAAAGUGUGCAACCCACAAAAUGUAAAGUGUUCACUAUGUGACCCUUCAGAGAGAGUGUUCACUGACCCAGGCUCUAAGUGGUCCUCAUUCUGGGGCUCGAGCUGACCAAGCGGAUGUCACCUAGGGUGUGACUGCUCAUUUAGGGAAAUGAAAAAGCAAGACAAGUCACUUACAGGCCGUUUAAGCACUCUCACUGGCCAGAAGAGAUCCCACGGCCACGCCAAGUCCAAGGAGUGUGAUCCUUCCUCGUGCCUUGGAAGAGAACCAAAAAUAUUUGGAAGAUGAUACUACCAACUAACACAUAGCUAUAUUUCUCUCUCUCUCUCUCUCUAUAAAAUUUCUUUGAAAGUAUUUUUUCUUUUUAAUUGCGGUGAAAUUUAUGUUCAGUAAAAUGCAAAGACUCCGUGCACACCUUGUGGAUUUUUAUGUACACCCUAGAACCCAUCAACCAAAUCAAGACCCGGAACACUUCAGCACCCUGGUCGCGGCCCUCCUGUGCACACCCCCAGCCUGCCACAGAUAACCACUAUUCUGACCGUUAGCACCAGAGAUUAUAUUUGUUUUAAAGCUUCAUGUAAAUAUGAUAAUUCUGUGUACUCUUGUUCAGCAUUGUAUCUGUGAGUUAUCCAUGUUGUGAUUCGUUUAUUAAUACUUCUGUGUAGUGUUCUGUCGUAUGACUUAUACCACAAUUUAUGAAUCCAUUCUACUGUUGGUGGAAAUUUAGGUUGUUUCCAGUUUGUAGUUGUUAAUGAAUAAAGUUCUUAUGAACA